AUGAAUAGUAAGGUAGGAGGGAAGGUCACAUACGAAGAAAUCCUUCUGAGACAUCAGCAGCACCUGCAGCGACAAAGAGAUGUCAUUGCCUACAGGAUGAAGAAGCUGGCAGCUAAGCAGGAGGAGAUAACUAAAAAGACUAACGCAGUGAAGGAGAAAAUCAGGAAGAAGUAUGAGGACAUGAAGAGGGUCUUGGACGAGGAUCUUCGUAUCACUCUGACUCAGCUGGACACAGAGCACGAGGCCACAGAGAAGUUAGUGGAGGAGAGGAUAGAGGACUGCUACCACCUCACCCAGGAGCUGAACCAGGAACUGGACAACCUUAGCGCCCACGUGAUAAAGGACACGCAAGAAACUGACUUUCAGACUGCUGAAACAGAAAAAAGAAUUUCUGAGACUCUGAAGCUGACUGACCCUGACCUGAUCCAGAUGGAUGAGUUCAAGAACGAACAACUGCUGAGUCUUACCAUCAACCUGCUGCUGUUCAUCAGAUCCCAGGUCCCUGUCACCAAGAAGCUGUUUCAGAGCUAUGCUGCAGAUGUUGUCCUCGACGCUGACACCGCACACCCCAAGCUGAUUAUCUCUCCCAAAGGUGACUCAGCCACCUACAUAGACACCUGGCAAGAUGUCCGUGAGACUCCCACCCGCUUCAACAACACCCUAAACGUAAUCAGCCAGGAGGGCUUCAGCGAGGGCCGCCAGUACUGGGAGGUGGAGGUGAGUGGGAAGACCUACUGGGAGCUGGGGCUCACCUACCCGAGCAUCCCACGCAAAGGCCGCGAGGAGGAAUGCUGGCUGGGCCGAGGCAAAGAGUCUUGGUGUGUGGAAUACUUCAAUGGAGACUACACUGCGUGGCAUGGUGGUGUGCAGCAUGAGCUGCCUCUGCUGGCAGGAAGACAGUUCACACGCAUUGGGGUAUACUGCAGCUUCCCCGGGGGGUUGGUGUGCUUCGUUGGAGCUGAUACGAUGACCCCCCUCCACUGCUUCUGUGCCGGGACCUUCACUGCCACUUUAUAUCAAGCGAUAUGUCCUGGUCAUGACAAUGAGGGCACAAACUGGAAGUCCCUUAAAAUCUGUGAUGCUUCCCGAUCACCUCCUGUUCUCUGAGCUGGGGCAUUCAGGCAGGAAGAAUGGGGGCAGAGGUGGUCAAGAAUGUGCUGCACCCCGGGGCAUGCGCAUCAGGUGCCUGAUCAGAGUUGGUGCAUGUCAGGUUAGUCAAAAUACCUUGGAGGUGA
Molecule: messenger RNA, 1235 nt
Organism: Seriola dumerili (greater amberjack)
Lineage: Eukaryota; Metazoa; Chordata; Actinopteri; Carangiformes; Carangidae
Product: E3 ubiquitin-protein ligase TRIM39-like
Exons: 6
Coding region: 1-1107 (368 amino acids)
Molecular function (GO): protein binding
Source: RefSeq, a predicted model, not a curated record